UUUAACUUUCAUUCAUCUCUCUCUCUCUUUCUCACCUGUUUGUUGCUCACCCCUACUACUUAACCUAUCCUAACCUAACUUGUUGUCAUUUUUUUAUGUCGCCGAACCGCGUGCGUUAAGUGCAACAGGUAUUGCGGUGUUAGUUGUGGAUUUUUAAGAGCGCGCACGUGAUGAAGAUGAUGAGUGUCAGUCACUGGCUCGUGAUGCUCGCGCUGCUUGAGUGCGGCGCGCGCGCCGACGCUCGGAGGUUUCGGGGAGGUCGGAACCCGCAGCCGCGACGCCCGCAGCCGUCCACCCCUCACCGGGAGCGAGCGGACACCACAGAGAGCUUCUCACUGGACUUCACGGCCGUGGAGGAGAACAUGGACAGUUUCAUGAGUCAGGUGAAGAACCUCGCGCAGUCUCUAUACCCGUGCUCGGCACAAAAGCUCGAGCACGACAUGAAGCUUCAUCACCUGGACAACACAUCUGUCACGUGCAACGACGGGAGCGCGGCGGGGUAUUACCUAAAGGAGUCGAAAGGAAGCAGAAGAUGGUUGAUAUUUCUGGAAGGUGGCUGGUACUGUUUUAACAAAGAGAACUGUGACAGUCGAUAUGAGACCAUGAGGAGACUUAUGAGCUCUUCCAAAUGGCCACAAACCAAGACUGGUACAGGAAUUCUGUCUUCACUUCCGGAGGAAAAUCCACACUGGUGGAACGCCAACAUGGUGUUUAUCCCGUAUUGCUCGAGUGAUGUCUGGAGUGGAGCCUCACCAAAAACAGAUCAAAAUGGCUAUGCGUUCAUGGGCUCACUCAUCAUAAAGGAAGUCAUCAAAGAGCUGCUGAGCAAAGGUCUGGACGGUGCCAAGAUACUCCUGUUAGCCGGAAGCAGUGCGGGCGGCACCGGAGUUUUGCUGAAUGUGGACCCAGUUUCGGAGCUUCUGGAAGAGUUGGGUCACACGAGUAUCCAGGUGAGGGGUCUGUCGGACUCCGGUUGGUUCUUGGACAACAAACAGUAUCGCUGUACAGACUGUGUGGAUGCCAUCAGCUGUGCUCCUACAGAGGUCAUCAAGAGAGGAAUCAAAUACUGGGGUGGUGUCGUACCCGAGCGCUGCCGACAGGCUUAUGAAGGAAAAGAAUGGAAUUGCUUUUUUGGAUACAAAGUUUACCCGACCAUUAAACGUCCUGUGUUUAUAGUCCAGUGGUUGUUUGAUGAAGCUCAGCUAACAGUGGACAACAUUCAUCUGACCGGUCAGCCCGUCCAGGAAGGACAGUGGCGUUAUAUUCAGAAUUUAGGAAUUGAGUUGAGGAGCACUUUGAAGGAUGUGCCUGCCAUGUUUGCCCCGGCCUGCCUUUCACAUGAAUUCAUAACAAGAAGUUACUGGACAGACGUUCAGGUUAAAGGCACAUCUUUACCCCGAGCUCUUCACUGCUGGGAUCGCAGCCUACACGACAGCAGCAGAAACAAAUCUCCACCCAAAGGCUGUCCUGUGUACUUGAUCGACAGCUGCCCGUGGCCUCAUUGCAAUCCCACGUGCCCGACCAUCCGAGAUCAGUCCACGGGCCAGGAGAUGAACGUCAUUCAGUUCCUCAUGCACAUGGGCUUUGACGUACAGAAGAUGGCCCAUCAACAGGGCAUGGACCCGAGUAAGCUACUGGGCAUGCUCAACAGCGGCAGCUAAAUUCCAUUGAGAAACUUCCCAUCGUUGUUUCCCAUCAGUCCGUUUGAUAUCUCCUUGAGCCCCUUUACCAGCCUAAAACUGAGCUGGCCGUCCCUCAACCAGAGCUCUGUGUCAACGGGACUACCUUGAUUAGACUCCAUUUUGCUCCGCCCCAUGUAGCCGAUGUAGAUCCCAAUACAGAGAUUUGGAACGGGGACCCUGAGUUAAAUGAAUGGGCUGCUGACUGUUGAACACAACAGAAGGACAAUAUAACCAAGACACCUGCAUCAUUGCUCUUAAUUUAUCUUUUGAUUAUAAAAGUUUCAUCAGGAAUGUAAUCCAGUUUUAAGGAUCUUCUGCAUUGUUGUGCUUAUUAAUUCAUAUAUAUAUAUAGUUUGACACGUCCAUUUGAAGGAACAGAUGAAGUAUACAGUAUGUCAAUGAUAGGGAUUAAGAACAGGAAUUAGGGACAGGCAGACACAUUUGUGUUGAAAGCACUGGAUCAGUUUCUCUAAACUCUUCAUGAGUUUUAAAGAUAAUCGUUUUAUUUAAAAGAAACAGUACAAGCAGAAAUCGAAAUGACCCGGCUUUGACUAUAGCCCUAUAGUAAUUGUUUCUCGUGGGGACGUGAGGUAUUUUUAUCAUUCAUAGGGGGUUGUCAGUGAUUUAAUUGCUGUACGAAUCCGUAAUGACCACCCGUGUAAAAAUCACCGGCCGAAUUGCCUACUGUUUUUUGACAAACACAAAGGUCGUGUGGUAAUUUAAUUGCCGUCUGAAUCCACAUCUCUGAGUUUAUAAAAGAGGAAGUCCUUCUGCACUUCCUUUUAGACUGCUGAAAAGCACCGUAUGCUCACGCCCUUCUCAUUUAUUCUGCAUCUUUGUGAACAUUUUAAACAUCUUCAUGACUGAAAUGAUGAGAAGUAUAUGGGAACAAAGUUGGCAUGCAAAUAUUUUUUAACAGACAUCCUCAUAAGAAACAAUUAGGGCUUAUGUUGAAACAAAUAAGAAAAAUAUAUACAAAUGCAUAUGUAUGUGUAUUUAUUUAUCACAAAAGAAAAUCAUACAGGUUUAAAUUGUUGAUUUGGGGAUGAAUUAUUCCUUUAAGCUUCUGUUUAUUCUGAAUUUAAAAAUGAGCAAACAGAUCCUGAGAUCAAUACAGAUCCAGACGUACAUUGAUCUGAAGAUGACCUGGCCUGUGUUACUCAGCUCAGUCUCUCAAUACACCACAGAUUAUUUAAAAGACAAAAAAUAAUUUGACUCGUGUUUCUUUUGUGGUUAAAUACAGUGAAAUCUCUUUUCUGUUAUAAAGUGUAACAUUAGUAUCUGUCUGUACUGAGAGAUGAUGCUCUUCUGUUUAUAUUACAGAUCUAUAAUAAGCUGAGGUUUUUUUAUUUUUAAUCUAGUAGUCUAAUGAGAAAUGAAAUAGAAAUGUGAAGGUUUUACUCUGUAACAUAUUUUUAACAGGAAACUCAAUCUGCAUAUUUAUUUUGUUAUGUAAAUCAUAUUUAUAGUGAUUCUUUGUCAAUUGUAAAUAAUUCAGUUUUGUGUGAUAACUGCAUGUAUGUGUCCCUGAGAGAAAACAUUACA
This is a messenger RNA of Paramisgurnus dabryanus, 3227 nucleotides long. RefSeq names its product notum, palmitoleoyl-protein carboxylesterase a (gene notum1a). NCBI's taxonomy places the organism in Eukaryota, Metazoa, Chordata, Actinopteri, Cypriniformes, Cobitidae. The record is from RefSeq and is a predicted model, not a curated record. Gene Ontology annotation, biological process: protein depalmitoleylation; negative regulation of canonical Wnt signaling pathway. Gene Ontology annotation, molecular function: palmitoleyl hydrolase activity.